Linum tenue is the source of this 1040-nucleotide messenger RNA. The record is from the annotation of a GenBank genome assembly. Lineage: Eukaryota; Viridiplantae; Streptophyta; Magnoliopsida; Malpighiales; Linaceae.
CCAUAUGCACCUCUCUCUGAUUAUAGAAUAUAGAUACAGCUUUCCUUAUCUUACUAAUUUCUCAACCUUACAAAAUACGAAACAAUGGCCAACCCGAAAGACAAGCAUUGGGGAUGCCCUGAGGUCUGAGCUUGUCUUUCUGACUUGCUCUGCUGUUUGGCCCUUGUCCCAAUUUGGCCAACAAGCCAUCCAAGUUGAUUAGCCAGGCCGAAAGAGCAAGAAAAAUGGCAGCAGCAUCCAAUUGCUGCCAGCUGGUGCAAGCUGCAGUACAGCAGCGGCGGCACAGCCCGGCGGCAGUGAAGAGGGCGUUGGUGGACGGUGGCGGCUGCCGGAGCUGGAGCAGGAAAGCGCCGUUGCAGACUAGGAGAGCAGCGACAAUUCGCUGCAACUUGCGCAACGACAGCGGGAGAGGGAUUUUGGAGUUCAUUGGUGGGGAUUUGGCGAGGUUCGAUUUGGGGCAGUGGCUGUCGGACGUGGAACAGCACAAAUCUCUCGCCAUUUACCCGCCGCACGAGGGCGGCUACGAGGGCCGCUACUUCACCCGCCUUCGUUACGACGGCUACUAUUUCCUGGACCUCACCGCUCGCGGGCUGGGCGACCCGGAGACCACUCUCACCAAAGUCCAUCCCGUUUGCCCCGCACAUCUGGGGAAGCAACCAAUUGCCAGGUGGUAUUUCCCGCCUGAAGUGGACUAUCGACUUGCUGCGCUUCCACCAGAUGCCAAAGGCCUCAUCGUCUGGGUGAUCGAAGCCAAGGUUCUUUCCAAGGCUGAGCUGCAAUUCCUCGCAUUGCUUCCAACACUCCGUCCCAAAGUCCGUGUCAUCGCCGAAUGCGGCAACUGGAGGCAGUUUGUGUGGAAGCCGCUCAAAGAGAUCUCUGGACUGACACCUGAGACUGAGGUUGCUUGACCACCAAACCGAACACCUUUCUCUAUUCCUUCAUGCCUCACAGUAGACUCGGGCACUACCCUAUUUGUAUUCUAUGCUCAAAACAGGGAUCUUUGUAAAGAUACAGAAUUUCAUUUGCACUACAUUUACAUG